AUGGAGAAAUACGGCCAGUAUAGGGACAAAGUAGCGUGGCUGAUCUGGCUCUUCAUCAUCCAGUGGUUCCCAGCAGGCGGCAUCCUACGUAAAGCAAACCAAUGGUGUCUCCUCGGAAUCCCAGGCGUCUGGUGGAUCGACCUCCAAGUCGACGGCGUGCGACGAGGUUCCUUGGCCCAGACACCACGAGGACGACUUCCGUACCCUGGUACCAUCAUCGCAUCGAGCUAUACUUCACCGCUAGAUGUGCUAUACCUAGCAGCCAUCUUCGACCCCAUUUUCACUCAGAGCUUUAGGAACAGCAGGCACGUCCAACCCAUCUCCCAAGAAACAGCCCUUGCAAACUGCUUCAACAUCGAGAACCCACUGGAACGCGGUAAGGAACAUAAGACUACCGAUCUUGCGACCCUAGUGAAGCAAAAUCCAGGCCGAGUGAUCGUCGUCUUCCCCGAAACCACCACAAGCAAUGGCCGAGGCAUAAUGAAACUCUCACCUUCCCUGCUCUCCGCAGCAAAAGAUACCAAAAUCUUCGCCGUCUCCCUCCGCUACACACCCGCGGAUGUAGUAACGCCUAUACCCGGCUGGCUAGAAGUCUUCCGUUUCAUCUGGCGUCUGAAUAGUCGACAGACACAUUGUAUACGCGUACGAAUCGGGCAACCAAUGACGAUAGCAAAACUCCCCGCUUCCUCUGGCGUCAGCGGUGAGAGCUCGCCUGCUGCUUCGCCGGCAGGUAAGAGUAAUGCGAGGUCGAGAACUAAGGAGGCGAGAAGGAGUAGCAAUUUCGAGAGUAAUUUCUUUGACACAUUGCAAGCCGAGACUACACAGAAAGUGGCGGGAGAUAGGGAGAGUGUCGGAAGCGAGACGACGGAUGAGGAAGGCGAGGCUAUGUCUGCUGUAGAAAAGCGGGUGCUUGAUGCAGUGGCGGAUGAUCUCGCCCGGCUUGGAAGGGUGAAGAGGGUUAGUUUGGGGGUGGAGGAGAAGGCGAAGUUUGUGGAUGCGUGGGCCAAGGGGACUAAGAGUCGGAAGUAG
This is a messenger RNA of Recurvomyces mirabilis, 1029 nucleotides long. It is a transcript of the gene vps66, whose product is annotated as Lysophosphatidic acid:oleoyl-CoA acyltransferase 1. The record is from RefSeq and is a predicted model, not a curated record. Lineage: Eukaryota; Fungi; Ascomycota; Dothideomycetes; Mycosphaerellales; Teratosphaeriaceae. Bases 1 to 1029 code for a protein of 342 amino acids. The transcript has 2 exons. Gene Ontology annotation, molecular function: acyltransferase activity.